Molecule: messenger RNA, 3942 nt
Organism: Symbiodinium necroappetens
Lineage: Eukaryota; Dinophyceae; Suessiales; Symbiodiniaceae
Source: the annotation of a GenBank genome assembly
AUGGAGGAAGCGAAGAAGGUCGAGGAGAUUCGUCUGGACGAUGCUUGUGACCAGGAGUUCAGCUUGAACUACAAGCUGCUGCAGCGCUACAUCAUCCGUGUUAUUCACCCCGUUGCCUUUAUCCAUAUUUCCUGCACCUAUGGCUUGCAUCCAGAUGUGCGCAAGCGUGGUGGAAAGACUGUCGUCAAGGAAUGGGCCCAGAACGAGGGUAGUCAGCUUCGACUUCUAGCUGCCUCUUUGCAUCGAGUGACCAAGAGGAACAAGAGGACUGCGAUCCUUAAGAUGCUCUAUGCCAUCCGCAUGGGGUGGGCCACUCCCGACGAGCUGGAGGAUGGCGACAACGAUGGUGCUGCAGCCAUCCCGGUCGAUGAAGAACCUGGCGAAGGGGAUUUGAGUGAUGGUGCAGCGGAUGUCGAACCAUGCCGUGACCUUUCGAAGGUUCCGAAUCCUGCUGACGUUCUUUCACCAGAUGCAUUGAGGGAGCUGCAUGAUAUGGUGGAUGAGCAGGUGGCUGCAAAGAAAGCCGAGCGAGACGACCUGGAUGGAUCCAAAUCGGACAAUCCCUCCAAGGAGGACGUCGAGCCGCCGAUCCCACCGAAUCUGCAGGAGGAGUACGACAGUUUGCUCAAGGACCUGCUCACGGAGGUGCCCGUGGUAACCCCAAUCGGGAAUCGUGUUCGUGAUGAGCAGCGCAAGCUGAAAGCGCAAAAGAGGCAGGCUGCAAAGGAGUCGAAGCCCAAAGCCAAGGCAGCUUGCAAGAAUCCCGGCACUAAGUCUGCGGAGAAGCCGAAGCCAACCGAGAAAUCUGCCAAGAAGCCAGCGGAGACCGCGACGACAUCGAAACGCAAGCUGGCAAGAUCUUUCAGCCUGUCCGAAAAGCAGGCUGAAGCGGACGAGAAGAAGCAAGAGCGGAUGAAGGCUGCACAGGACAAGGCUGACCGAAUGCUUGAAGUCGUCCGGGCGUCUGGUUUGGAAGACUUGCAGCCGUCUGUGGGUUUCACAGGCAAGUGUCACGACUGCACAUACAUCAAAUUGAACAUGGCUGAGCUUCUGAGAUACAUACAUGACAAUCUCAGGUCCUACCAGAUUUGCCCUCCGGCCUACAUCGCGAACACCAACGACAAGAUCAAUCCGAUCACAUGCUGUUUGUAUUCCGCUUCGAUCUAUGUCAACCGGACACUGUGUGCUGACGACAGCGAGCGCUAUGGUGUGAAGAUUGACAAAAAGGGUGGCUCAAGCAUGGCUUGGAACAAAUGGGGUGGAAUUGAGACCACGUGGGAGCUCGCGAAGUUCCUCGCGGGAUGGACGGAUGUGGAGAUCAAGAAGGGCAAGCUCCCUCCUGAUGUCGAGGUGUGCGAACUAUUCUCUGGUGUGGCCUCUAUCGCCAAGGGCUUCAGUGGGCUGCGGGUACGCCCCUUCUGCUACAACAAGGCUGAUAUGCAGAUGGUGCUGGUCAAGCGCACCAUUGCCAAAGACGGCAGUGGAAAGAAGAAGGUGACCGGUGUCAAAGACAGCUUGGUGAAGUCUGGUGCAUAUCCUAUCGAUUUUGGGGUCCGAGUGGCUGAACUUCAUUUGGGGAUGCUGGCUGGCCGGCACGAUGCCGACGUGGGUGCAAGCCUGGGCCUCUACUCCUUGCACGAUAAGCUCGUUGCUGGAGAUUUGGUUGUCCCACCCUUGUGGUCGGAAUGGGAAGAAGCCAAUCUUGCAGAGUUGCGAGAAUUUCUCGAAGCAGUUGAAGAUGAAGGCUACUGGAGCCCGCCGCCCGACCUGCCAAGGCCCUUUGGUGUGCAGGGGACACUCAUGAGUUUAUCUAAAGACGAGCGGGCGAGGUCCAAGGCUGGAAGUGAUUCCAUCCCACUCAGCAGAGGCCCGAUCUCUGUCGAUUCCCGACCUACCUUGCAGUGGUCACAAGCUAGCAUCCAAAAGGAUGCCCGGGUGCCCCUCUACAUGGAUGAUUUCUUGCAGCUGGAUGGCCAGGCCUACGACUUAAUUUUUAUGGAUGCAGAGUCGGGUCCAAGGUUGAUGUCGUAUGGGCUUCAAGCGAUGCAAGACUAUUUCCUGAACGACUUUGUCUCUAGCUGCAAGCCUUUUGAUGACCUACUGGCUGCUGCUGAAGCUUGGAAGCUGGGUGAGACUGUGAUGUCUUGUCAGGAUGCUAUGUUGCAGGCCUUGGAUGCAAUCGAGCAGCAGGCCUCGUACGAUGAGAACGACUUGCCGAAGCGGAAGGCAGCAGCAGAAACAGCAGCCCAAAGAAUCCUUGAUGCAAAGCUUAAGGGCGACAACAAUGAGCGCAAGGUGACGGUUGAGAAGUGGCUCCAGGGGGAAAUGGAUCGCUUGCUUUCUAAGUCACGGGAACUUAAGCUAAAGGCAGGGAAGGCUGCUGAGGUGGCUGGCCUUGCACUCAACAAAGUUAUGGGGCUCGCUCAAAAGCAUGGCUUCUCAGAUGUGUUCUCCCAGAAGCUAGAGCUGUGGCGACAGAUGGAUGCUGCCCAGAAGGCUGCCUACGAUGUCCUCAAGGAUGAUUGUGCAGCUGCUCUAGAUGAUACGCUGUUGGAGUCUACACAAGUGGAUGCUUGCACGCAGGAUCAUGCACAGGUUCAUGCCACCACCGGUGCCUCUGCAACAGAAGCCCCUGCAGCCGUUGAGCUACCAGAUGCGGCUGAGACCCUGCUAUGUGAUCCUUCUGCCUAUGUGGAUGUGAAUGGAGAUGACCUGAAUGGUUAUUCCACACAAGUAGAUACAGCAGAAGGGGGAUGUCAUUCCAAGAAAACACAUGAUGCACCAGAAGGGAGUGGCCAGAAUGAUGCCAAGAAAGCACACGCACCAGAAGGGGGUGGCCACAACGAUUCCGAGAAAGCACUCGCACCAGAAGGGGGUGGCCAGAAUGAUUCCAAGAAAGCACAUGCACCAGAAGGCGGUGGCCAGAAUGAUUCCGAGAAAGCACACGCACCAGAAGGGGGUGGCCAGAAUGAUUCCAAGAAAGCACACGCACCAGAAGGGGGUGGCCAGAAAGAUUCCGAGAAAGCACACGCACCAGAAGGGGGAGGCCAGAAAGAUUCCGAGAAAGCACAUGCACCAGAAGGGGGAGGUGAUUCCGGAACCAGCCAUGGUCACCCAGAGGGGCAGGCCAGAGAUGAUGCUCCUUGCGAUGUGCAUUCGGACACUGGCUCAGUAGAGAUUCUCAAUGAUGACGCCUUCUUGGAAGCCGAACUAGCAAGGAAGAGCCCACUGCAGCAGAAGCUCCAGCGCAAGAAGGUGAUGGACUAUGCCGAUGAAGAGGAGCUCCGGAUGCAAGAAGCCAAGAAGAAAGCCAAAAGGGACCGCAUGAAAUUCAACCGAUCCCUGCAAAGUGCGAAUUGUCCAGAUGUGAUCUUGCAGAAGGCUGCCGAUGGCAAAUAUGGGACUGUCGUCCUCAAAGAGCUGUUCAAGAUUUACAUGGACUCCGGGAUGGAUUGGAUGAACAGCUCCAUCGUCCUAGAACAGAAAAGGAAGCAGCAAACCUCUGUCAGUGGCUCCCAGCACUAUGUGACCUUCGAAAGCCUGAAGCUUAAGCACGGAGAAGGCCGUGCAAAAUCGGUUCGGGAUGAAAAGAAAGCACUCCAACGAGUGCAUGGCAACUACCAACCGGAUGCUCCCUACUGGUUCAAGCAUCCUGAUUGGCCAAAUGACGAGGAAAUGGAAAUGUUUCUGGUCUAUGAAUCCGCACGCGUGGAGAGCCGCCGAACAGAUGAGCUAAACCACAGGCCAGCGCUUCUGAACUCGUCGGCAAUGCCAGGGCCACUGCAGCUUGGCAACGGUGAUGCGCAUGGGUCGCAGCAGGCGCCUGGGACUCUGGCUCUUCCCAAGCCAGCAAAAACGAAAACAGAACAAAGCUGGUGGAAAGAUCAAAGAUGCAAAGUCCCUGCUGACGGAUGCCAAAAUGUGGGCGCACAAGGUGGAUGA